UAGCAGAGAGAGAGAGAGAGAGAGAGAGAAGGCACUUGUGUUGGCGACGGUGUGGCUCUAUGGACAUCUUUUCCAAUACCUCCCAAGUUUGGGAGCCUCCCCCUCUUCGAUGACCAGCGGCGCUAGGGUUGUGGGCGACGGAGGUGGCCACUGCGGAUUUUACCGGCGGUAAAGGUUACCUUGAACUAAGUAACAUCUUAUUAAAAGUGCUUCUGCUGGACAUAUUUGCUUUUUGGGUAUAAAUAUAUUGGAGAAUGGCAGAUAUAUCAAGUUUCUGGGGUCCUGUCACAUCGACCACAGAGUGGUGUGAGAAGAAUUAUGUCUAUUCUUCUUAUUUUGCAGAAUUUUUUAACACCAUAUCGAAUGUCCCUACCAUAAUCUUGGCUUUCAUUGGGCUUAUAAAUUCCUUGAGACAACGGUUUGAAAAGAGAUUUAGCGUUCUUCAUAUAUCCAACAUGAUACUUGCCAUUGGUAGCAUGCUAUUCCAUGCAACGUUACAGCAUGUACAACAGCAAAGUGAUGAAACUCCAAUGGUGUGGGAGAUGCUCCUCAACAUAUACAUCCUCUACUCACCAGAUUGGCACUACAGGAGUACAAUGCCCACCUUUCUGUUUCUCUAUGGUGCAGUCUUCGCCAUUGCCCAUUCACAGUUGCGGUUUGUCAUUGGCUUCAAGGUGCAUUAUGUGAUCCUCUGCCUCAUCUGCAUCCCCCGGAUGUACAAGUAUUAUAUUUACAUUGAAGAUAUGGCAGCAAAGCAGCUUGCCAAGCUCUAUGUUGUAACCCUAAUUCUGGCAAGUAUUUGUUGGUUGUGUGACCGAUUGUUCUGCAAGGAAAUAUCACGCUGGUACUUUAAUCCACAGGGUCACGCAUUGUGGCAUGUUUUUAUGGGAUUCAACUCCUACUUUGCCAACACCUUCUUGAUGUUCUGUCGUGCUCAGCAACGGGGAUGGGACCCGAGGAUCGUCCACUUCCUGGGGUUUUUACCCUAUGUUAAGAUCCAUAAGCCAAAGGCCCAGUGAAUGAUGAUGAUCACGAUGAAUAGCUUCUUGUUUUUGAGGUACUUAUUGUUUUUCCCAAGUUGAGCAAAAGCACGCAAGCAGUCGCAGUUCCAGUUUUAUUCUUCUAAGUUGUAAAUGGUGAUUGUUUGGGUUCUCGUUAGAAGUCUAGUGUAAACCUAGCAUGUGCUCAAAGAUGAGAUCAGGUGGAUCUUGUUAGGUCCUUUUGUCUUUAGACAUUUUAAUUUCUUUCUCCUGUUCUUUAGAAAGAGUAGAAAGAAAUUUUGUUAUUGAUCACAGAAAUUUGUUUGUUAUAGGGAAUCUUGAUCCAAAUAUUUGGAGAGUUUGCAUGUAACUUUCCUCAGCCUUUCGUCAUUGUUUCAUUUCUUCUCUCCCCCCCCCCCCCC
Molecule: messenger RNA, 1402 nt
Organism: Telopea speciosissima
Lineage: Eukaryota; Viridiplantae; Streptophyta; Magnoliopsida; Proteales; Proteaceae
Product: alkaline ceramidase-like
Exons: 4
Coding region: 255-1019 (254 amino acids)
Biological process (GO): defense response to other organism; autophagy; ceramide metabolic process
Cellular component (GO): membrane
Molecular function (GO): hydrolase activity, acting on carbon-nitrogen (but not peptide) bonds, in linear amides
Source: RefSeq, a predicted model, not a curated record